This is a messenger RNA of Sclerotinia trifoliorum, 957 nucleotides long. The record is from the annotation of a GenBank genome assembly. Lineage: Eukaryota; Fungi; Ascomycota; Leotiomycetes; Helotiales; Sclerotiniaceae.
CGUUUUUCGAUGUUGUUUCUAGAAGUACCGGGAAGGCCUUGGGUUUUAUUAAUUGCGAGUAUGAUAUAGAUUGUAGAAAGAUUAAGUAUUUCUAAUCCUCCUUUCCUCUGUUUCAUUCAUUGCUUUCUUAUUCUCUUGUUUUACCUUGUUUCUCUAAGUUUGAGUGCGGGCAUCUUAUCUUCUCCAAGAUCUCAUCAACAUUCCAGCUCCUUUACAAAAUCCCCUCGUUAUUAAAGAUUUAUCCUACCUUCCUUCGAUUAUUUCUUAUACGUAUUUCUGAAUUAUUUGCCUCAGAUUGAAGUCUCAGAAGUCAUUCUUGUCGUAAUACGUCGUAGGACCUUCUUCAUCGAGCACAAGACCAACUCAAGUUACAUAAAUACCUCAUUUUAUAAUGCCUCGCCCAGCUCAUCUGCCGACCCCCGCUUCAUCUACAGAAAUCAAGGGAAAAGAUGGUCCAAGGUACUCUUCACUACAGAUGUCAUUUGAGCUUCCUCCACCUGCUGUAGCAGGAAUGGAGUCUCGACCAACCAGCUCCUCUACCGAAACAUCACCUGCCUCCUCACAUCGACCUAGUUGCGCGAUUGCUCCAGCAAUUCCUGCAAGUGAAGCCGUUAAACUUCGUCGAAGACCUGCUACACAAACUGCCGCCAAAAAUUCCUUCGCACUACCACCUCCGCCUACUCGUUCCCGAAAAAUUAUACAAAUGAAACCUCGAGGUCAAGCAGAUGAAACCAUGAAUCCACCCGAAGAAAAUACAAAGGCUGGUGGGAAGCUACUCCAAAUGCGUCCAAGAAGAAACAACCGUCCUCAACAAGUGUUGCUGGACGGAAGAUUGCAAGAAAAACCGCACAUAGUUUGAUUGAGCGUCGUAGGAGGUCAAAGAUGAAUGAGGAAUUUGGUGUAUUGAAGGAUAUGAUACCAGCUUGUACAGGAGAAAUGCACAAGUUGGCAAUUCUA